AUUGUGAAGAGUGAAGAUAGGCCUAGCCUUCCUUGCCUCUAGCCUAGACGACAACAAAUCACUUCGAGAAAACACCCUUUUCACCCUCAGGCCUUCAGGGAAGCAGGAGGAGAUGAAUGAAGUGAACUGCAACUACGACGCCAUCCUUCAUUUUGUUUUUCUGUAGGUCCAAUAGCCAUGGAUGGUUGUGUACUCGUUAACAACAUUGACAGAACUGACCGUCUCCAGUCAAUCGUAAUACAAGAUUUGAGAGUUUUGGGACUAAAGCUACCGAAACCCAAGAAACUAAAGAAGCUGAACCAGUCUCGUUGCGUAUCACAGGAUGAUCUGCCAAAAGAUAAAGUGUUUGGAGAGAGUUUGAGCGUUAUUCCAGGUAGCUUCAUUCCAGAAUAUGGAUAUGUUCCACAGUUUUUAAUAGAUGCUGCAAAAAUUAUUGAUGCAAAUUUGGACAGUGAAGGUAUCUUUCGCAAAUCUGGUGCAGUUAGCAGACAGAAAGAGCUGAAGGUAGCUAUUGAAGAUGGCAGGCCUUUUGCCGAUGCGAACAUAUUUGAUGUUGCUGUGCUGAUCAAGCAAUUCUUCCGAGAGUUGCCAGAGCCUUUGUUUGUCUCACACCUGACAGAUGUUUUUGUCAAGUGUUACCAGCUGCCCCCGGACAAGGAUCCAAAAAGAGCACUACUGCGCCUUUGCCUGCUACUUCCAACAGAGAACAUUGGGGCUCUCCGCCAUCUUUUACACAUGCUGAGCCGUGUGGCAGCAAAUGCAGAGAAAAACAAAAUGACCGCUAAUAAUUUAGCUGUGGUGAUGGCGCCUAAUUUAAUGCACGGCAACAAAGGUGGCCAGAUGCAAAAAAUGAAUGCUGCUGAAGAAAAGCUACUGAACAUCAAAACAUGCAUAGUAGAAUUGCUCAUCCGUAACUGUGAUCAAGUUGGAAUGGUUGAAGUUGGUUUUCAAAACCAGCUGAAGCUGAUGGCCGAAUAUUAUCCCACGGACGAUGAGCUGGAUGCCAGUGAUGACAACAUGCUCGAAGAGUCCAAGGACAUUGCUCUCAAGAAGAAAAGAAGGCGAAGUAGUUCUCUCUCUGUUAUCUGCUCCCUCACAGGUCUGGUCAACUCAAUUGCUAACAAGUUUCGGAGGAGCACGGAUGGGAAGAGCAUCAACAUGUCCUCCGCCAGUACCUUCCACGGGGAGAUGUCUCUAGCCUCAAACACAUCCAUGGAUGCCAGCCGGAUGCUGGAAGAAUCUUCUGCCAAUUUGACAACUCCUCACAUCAGGAAAAGGCGUGCUUCAGGGGAUACUGUUCCUUUCUCUGCCACCAAAAAAAAAAAUAUUUUGGGAAACCUGCCCCAAAGAUCGGCCCUUGCGUCUACACCUUUUACACCAGCGUCCGCAGUGAAACGACCACCAACCCUUGAUGAGAGCAGUUUUCUUGAUGUUUCUCGUGCACCAUAUCUGAACUCGACCACACCUGUCAGUGGAUCAAAGGCCUCCCGUAAAAAAAUUAAUCUCUUCAGCUCUCCUGCAAGCAGUAAAAGGUUGAAAGGGCAACUAGUUGAAAGCAGAGGUCUGUCCCCGACACCCAAGGGCAAGAGAGGUUUUUUCGGCCGUUUGGGUGGCCGAUCUGAGAAAGAGAGCCAUGACAGUCUUGGGGCACGUCUUUCAUUGAGUGGAACCUCGAAGCCAGCAGAUCGAGACGUAGGAAUCACGCACAGUGUGUCCUCUCCGUCUCUCCGUGAGGAAGCUCUUGCUGCAGGCAAAAGUUCUUCAGACUCGGACCUGCGAGAGUCAAACGGUACUCACACUAUUAGUGGUGCAAGUGAGGCUGGGGUAACAAGAAGAUCAACUGGUCAUUCGAUUCCCUUGGAAAGACAGAGUGCCAGAAGAGGUCUGAUGAGCGGUGCAGGGAGCAGUGGACUUAAGACUGACCUCUUGAAGCACAGGAAAAUGGUGGGCAGAGUUAGCAUUGGAGAACCGUGCCCCGUGAUUGUUCCUGUGGUUCCCGACGCGAUUGACAUACAAGCUGACACUGAGCUGAGGAGAAGCAGACGCGAUGAGUACGAUCUAGGGAUGAAUAAAAAGGGCAAAGGGAAAAAUUCAAAAUCCACAGAAGACGUAGAACUGAAUGGUCUGAAUGAUUUAAAUAAGAGUGGGCCCUCUAAUAUGGACACCAAUUUAUUAGAUAUAAUAAUACCCCCACCUGUUGGGUUUGGUGAUGGUCCUGCAGAGGAGGAAAAAGUUCAAAUCAUCCGGGACGGGAAUGAGGACAUGGAAGUUAAUAUUGAGUCAGACGAGGAAUCCUUGGCUGGGUUUUCCACAAUCUCCGGGGGCACUGUCAUGAGGAGGACUGAGUCGGGCAGGUAUUCGGCUCUUGGAGUUCGCUCGACCUCUGGUUCGUCCAUUGUUAGUUCUGUGUCCGAUCCUGGACUGGCCCCAUCUGCAGUCAAGGGUGAGGGCUCUGAGAGGAGUCAAAGUUCACUCGACGGGGCCAAUUUUUGUAAACCAAUGGCUUUAACAGCUGGAUCCAGCCAUGGCCACCCUUCUCUCAAGAGGGCCACCCGGUUCAAUGAGAGCCAACCAGAUGAUGUCUACGUGACCCUUACAGGUGUUCAAAGUGCACUGGAAGAGGAAAAACGACAUCAGAACGUGGAGGGAGAUUACGUUGUGCUGCGACCUCAUAAAAGACAAACUGAUAAGAGUGGACCAGGAAUGAGGCUACUUUCUGACAACUAUGGUUCCGAAGAAUCAUCAUCAGCAUCGUCUGUACCAGCAAUCGAUCAGCUCAAAGGGGAUGAGGAGAACUUAAGUGAAUGCAAAUCUCUGGCCAACAUUCCUGAUAAGAUAAAUGUCCAUCGGAAGAAAUCGGUGUCUGCUGAAGAUCUACAAACUGCUCCAAGAGUUGCAACCCCAGUUCGAGCAAAUAGUCUGCACGCGUUGUCUCCUGCAGGUAAAAAGUUUAACUAUAAACCUUAUUUACAGAUCAGUCGGGACACCCACAAAUUGUUGGCCAGGGCCGGUUUCAUGGCCCCACAAGCUGACUUGGCACCUUUGUCUACGGAUGUUGCUGUACCAGUAAGAUCUCCCAAACGCUCGGCCCACAGAGAGGAGAUGAAGAAUACACUCCGUGCUAGCUUCUACGAGAAGCGGCGAAGUCUCAGCUCGUCAUUCCGUCACAGCACAAGGAGCAGCAGGUCUGAUGUCAGUCAAGACACUGCCAACAGAAGCAGUAGCGCGUCAAACAUGAGUCAGAUCUCUUCUGACUGGGAUGGAUUGUCCCUCGACAGUCACGUUUUUGCUGAUGAAUCCCAGCUUGAGUUGCAGGUAGAGGAGCAAUCAGAGCCUACUGAAAUUGGCCACAAAGUUUCAGAGUAUUCAUCAAAGAUGGAGGUUAGUGUGCUUGAGCAAAAAAGCGGUGAUGAAGUUAUGCAGGAUGACUGUCAGCAGGAUGAUGUGGUGGGGAAAGGAGACGAGGUUAAAAACGACAUUACUGAUGCCGCCACUUGUGAAAACGGCAAUGUUCCAACAGUUCAAGCUAAUAGCAGUGAUGAACAAUCAGAGGGUGCCAGUGCCACUGAUGAUUCAGUGGCAGAGUUCAAAAGACCCUUGACAUCCAGACACGGAAAACUAAGUGAAAGCGACAAAUCUAUGACCUUGAGUGGCAUUUUGGACAAGUCCCUAGCUGAACAUGGCCCAAUGAGGAUCAAGAGGGCUAAGAUAGCUCUUCAGAAGCAUGACAGCAUUUUGGACAUUUCAGAGCGCAAAGCAGGCUCUGUGGCUGAAAGUGUCAAACAUUUCUCCCAGCCACAGCCCCAGUCUUCUAGCACCCGCAAGGCGGCCAGACACAGAAGGGCUUCGUCUCCUGUUCGCAUUCCUACUAUAUUUGCUAAAAACGAGGAAAAAGCUCGGCAGUAUAGAGAAAUUGCCAGCUUUGCCAGAGAACGGUCCACCUCCAGAAGUGAGAGGGCCUCAUUUUCCUCAAACUCCCCCCAAGAUGAUUCAGAUCCAGAGUCUGAGGCCUAUGGCUCUGAAGGAAAUAUCACAGUCAUGGAAGUGAAGGGAGCAGCAUCUGAGUCGUCCUCUGACCAGGGUGAAAAUUCGCCGGAUUCUGACAGUAUUUCCAAUGAUACGGAAGCUCUGAAUAGCGAAGCCCAUCAUAAAUUCCAAUUCCAAGACCGUCAUCAACAGUCGUCCAAAAAGAAGAAAUUGUCAGCCCUUGGUUCAGCUUCCUCACCAUCUUUCCAGUCUCCAUCUAAGAGGCAGCGCAUCGAACUGAGUGACUCGCUGAUGGAAACCAUCAAUGCUGUGACAACGCCGGAGUCCGAGAAGUUUCUGAAGGCCGGGGAUCAUCUCAAGUCUCCACUGAAGUCACCUCUGCAAGAGUCCACCAACACCGCAGACUCAAUGCCGAGCAGUCCAUCUGCAUCCAAGAGUCGAGAUCCAGAAGAAAGUGUAAAGCCAAAAAGCCUGGCUGGUCACACGCCUCUCAGGGUCCAGUUUGCCAUGGAUCAAGCAAGCACGUCCAACCCAGGCCAUCCCCAGACACUACACCCAGUGAAGAAGGCGAAGAAUGGCAUGCUAUCUCCUCGUAAGAAUGCUCCCCGCUCCCCAAGGUCUCAGGUACGCCGCUCGCCACGUCAUUCCCCACGUCGCUCGCCUCGCCACUCUCCGCGCCACCCAGCGUCACAGUCACAGCAAGAUAAUGGCACUGGAAUGUCUUUUUCAUCUGUAUGGCUAAAGCUUGAUGGAGAAGAAGAAAGUAAUUCCUAGAAAAACAUUUUUAUCUUAUUUGGAAUCCAAAUGAGUGAUUUCCGUAGAUUUUUUUUUCCUUAAUUUUAGCUUAAGGACAAUGAUUUAUUUUAUUGCUGGGUAAUGAUAAUGUGUUCUUGUAAAUAUCCUUGCUUCUUAUUUGUGACAUUGAAAGCUCAAGAUAAUCCUAAACAUAUCUGAUGUUGGGUGUCUCUAUGUACCACGUAUGUAAUUUUACUUGAUUUCCAGGUGGUGCUAUAAUGCAUAAAGAUUUUCAUCUCCUCACUUAUCUCUUCUCUCUCUUUCUGUCUGUUUGUCUGUCUGUCUGUCUGUUUGUCUCUCUUUCUCUCUUUCUCUCUC
Molecule: messenger RNA, 5100 nt
Organism: Aplysia californica (California sea hare)
Lineage: Eukaryota; Metazoa; Mollusca; Gastropoda; Aplysiida; Aplysiidae
Exons: 13
Coding region: 178-4761 (1527 amino acids)
Biological process (GO): signal transduction
Source: RefSeq, a predicted model, not a curated record